GCCGGCGGCAGCUCACCAGAGACCGCACACGGACCCAUGAAUCCUCCAUCGCUGCUGGAAGAGGAGGAUGACCCUCCAGCCCACCAGCCGGCAGAGCUGCGGCAAAGCAGGAGAGAGGGUGAUUUUAACAGAGCGCGGAGGAAGAGGGUUGUUUCACUCCCCUGGCAGAGCAGCAGCAUGAAGCAGGCGAACCUCCCCGAGGAGAACGGCUUCAGCGAGGCGAUGGCCACCGGCCGGCACGAUCUCGCACCCGGCAGCUGUGGGAAGAAACGCCGCUGGCUUCAGCGCCUGGUCCCGGGCAACUUUUGGGAGGAUGCAAAGAAGCUGCUGGUGCUGGCGGGGCCGCUGAUCCUGAUCCAGCUGCUGAUCUUCCUGAUACAUCUCGUCAGCUCCAUAUUCUGCGGCCACCUGGGCAAGGUCGAGCUGGCCUCUGUCACGCUGGCCAUCGCUGUUAUAAAUGUUACUGCCAUCUCUGUAGGUUAUGGUUUGUCUUCAGCAUGUGACACCUUGAUAUCGCAGACCUAUGGCAGCAAGAACCUGCUGCGCGUGGGGGUGAUCCUGCAGCGUGCCACCCUCAUCCUCCUGCUCUGCUGCUUUCCCUGCUGUGCCAUCCUCAUCAACAUCGAGCAGUUCCUGCUCCUUAUCCGCCAGGACCCCGAGGUCUCCAGGUUAACCCAGCGCUACGUGAUGGCGUUUGUCCCUGCUCUCCCGGCGGUUUUUCUGUAUAACCUGGAGACAAGAUACCUGCAGAACCAGAUGAUCAUGUGGCCGCUGGUGCUGAGUGGGAUCAUUGGCAACGUCGUCAACGUGAUCACAAACUGCAUCUUCCUCUACGUGCUCCACUGGGGCAUCACGGGCUCUGCCUGGGCCAACACCAUUGCUCAGUAUUCACAAACCGUUUUCUUGUUCCUGUAUAUUAUAGGCAAGAAACUCCACGUGAAGACCUGGGGAGGCUGGUCCAGCGAGUGCCUGCUGGAGUGGGACAGCUUCACCUCCCUGGCUGUCCCCAGCAUGCUCAUGACGUGCAUCGAGUGGUGGACCUACGAAAUCGGGAGCUUCUUGAUAGGCCUGCUGAGCGUCAUAGAGCUCUCUGCCCAGUCCAUCAUCUACGAGGUGUCCGUUGUCGCUUUCAUGACCCCCUGGGGGCUCGGCAGGGCCGCCAGCGUGCAGGUGGGGAACGCGCUGGGCGCUGGCGACGUCGAGACGGCCAAGAGAUCCUCCUCCACCAGCCUGCUCUGCACAGGGGUUUUUUGCAUAGCUGUGGGGGUCAUUUUAGCUGCCACAAAGGACAUGCUGGGAUACAUCUUCACCAGCGACAAGGAGAUCGUUGACUUGGUGGCCUGGGUCAUACCUGUCUACAUUGUCUUCCACUUGUUUGAAGCCAUGUGUGGCACCUGCAGCGGGGUGCUCAGAGGCAUAGGCAAGCAGAAAUUCGGUGCCAUCCUCAACGCCGUGAGCUACUAUGGUGUGGGUCUGCCCCUGGGAGCCGUGCUGCUCUUCGUGGCCAGGAUCGGCGUCAUAGGCCUCUGGCUCAGCAUGCUCGUCUCCGUCUUCAUCCUCUGCACCUGCUUCAUCGCCUACAUCUCCCGUAUGGACUGGAGGAAGGCGGCCGAGGAGGCUCAGCACCGCGCAGGAGUGACCCAGCCUCUGCCGGAAGAGCUGAACCCGGGCCCCGAACCCUCCUGCAAGGCGCUUCACUCUGGUGUGGGGCCAGCCCCACCGCCCCACGAUUACCCCCCCGCCAUGGCAGUGCGGGGGUGCGUAGCGGGAGUGGAUGCGCAGAACGGCGUCAUGCUCACAGGCAUCACCAGGAUAGAGGGACCGACGUACCAGCUGGAGCCCCAGGAAGCCACGCCUGCCACGUCCCCUCCGGCCACCGCCGUGGCCACCAAGGAGCUGAUCAUCCGGCGCGCGCUGGCAGUGGCUGCAGCCGUCGCAGUACUUGCGCUCGGCAUUGUCAUAAAGCUGACGACCAGCAAACACUGACUAACACCAGGGACUCUGGGGACUUUGCUUUGGGGGUGAAAGCCCCUCUUGACGGAUGGACGUACAAAGCACAGACUGGCCAGCGAAAGAAUCCAGCACAUGCCUGUCCCAUGGGAGCCAAAGGGCCCCCAUCAGCAUUUGGCAGCAUCUGCUCAGACAUCGCUCGGGAAUGGGCCCCGCAGCUGCUCCAACACCCAAAAUGCUGCUCUGGGCUGCCCGACGCAGAACCGAACGUGCGGGUAACCCCCCCCCAGCCCGUGCUGCCGGCUAUCACCCGCCAACCGGAGCCGAGCACAGCCCGG
Messenger RNA from Aptenodytes forsteri (emperor penguin), 2288 nucleotides. RefSeq names its product multidrug and toxin extrusion protein 1. The record is from RefSeq and is a predicted model, not a curated record. Gene Ontology annotation, cellular component: membrane. The coding region runs from base 37 to 1986 and encodes 649 amino acids. Lineage: Eukaryota; Metazoa; Chordata; Aves; Sphenisciformes; Spheniscidae. The transcript is spliced from 18 exons. Gene Ontology annotation, biological process: xenobiotic detoxification by transmembrane export across the plasma membrane. Gene Ontology annotation, molecular function: xenobiotic transmembrane transporter activity; antiporter activity.